This is a messenger RNA of Mycena indigotica, 1797 nucleotides long. Its product is annotated as Aspartic peptidase A1. The record is from RefSeq and is a predicted model, not a curated record. The transcript is spliced from 11 exons. Gene Ontology annotation, biological process: proteolysis. Lineage: Eukaryota; Fungi; Basidiomycota; Agaricomycetes; Agaricales; Mycenaceae. Gene Ontology annotation, molecular function: aspartic-type endopeptidase activity. Bases 55 to 1797 code for a protein of 580 amino acids.
GAUCAAUUUCGGCAUUUCUUCUGGACAUCAUCCACCACGGCCAACUUGGUCGCUAUGCGCUCUCUUCUACCACUCUCUCUUUUCCUAACCGUCCUUGACGUGCUACACACUGUCCGCGCUGUGGUUCCCUUCGAGGUUAUCACCAGCAACAAUCCACCAGCUCAUCGACUCGGUCGUCGCGCCGUCCCCAUAUCAAACAAUGGCAAUGCAGCCUAUAUGGCUAAUAUAACACUGGGAGGAGUGGGUGUCUCUGUCAUCCUCGACACGGGAAGUUCGGACUUAUGGGUCUCUUUCCCUGGCACUCCUCCGACAACGACCGAUACGGGCAAGUCGAUCUCGCUAAAUUAUGCUGUCGGUUCUGCAUCUGGGACAAUCCACAAGGCGGAACUCAAGUUCGACAACUACACUGUGCCAGAUCAGGCCUUUCUCCAAGUCGCAGAUUCCAGCUCCUUUUCCACCAAUUCCGCCUUCAACGGUCUUGUCGGACUUGGUCCUAGUGACGGCUCAGCUAUACUCGACAAGAUUAAAGGCAACGCUGGCGAGACAAUGCUUAGUCGUAUCUUCCAGCAGAAUAAGACUUCUUCAAACUACAUUACUUUCCUUCUUGAUCGCAAGAAUGACCCUAGCGCGUCAUUUACUGGACAAUUUACUAUCGCAGAGACAGUGAAGGGACUGGAGAACAUCACCAGCCAGACGAAGUUGAACGUCGAAACUGUCCAUCGCCUGUUAGAUGAUCAACAGCACUGGCAAGCAAUCACCGACAAGGAUUCAGUCAUUGGACCUGACGGGACCACCCUUGCGAUUAAAUCUAUUGUGCCGAAAGCUCCCAAGGGCCAACUUGUUGCUGUCUUCGACUCUGGUUUUACCUUCAGUCAAGUACCGCGUGAACUCUCGGAUGCUAUCUAUGGACGUGUUCAAGGUGCUGUUUAUGACGCUAAAAAUGAAUGGUGGACUGUCCCAUGUGCCCAAGAACUCAAUGUAACCUUCCAUUUCGGAGGCGUCGCGUUUCCUAUGCACCCCCUUGACGUUGUUGAUGACAACUUCAAGAUUUUAGAUACGGCCGGGAAUCGUGUGUGCAUCGGGGCCUUCCAGCCGAUUACCAGUGCUUUCAGUUUGUUCGGCAAUUUCGAUAUGAUCAUGGGCAUGACUUUCUUGCGAAAUGCAUAUACCUUGAUGGAUUACGGUGAAUGGAUUGAACGCACAUCCAAUGACCGGGGCGAUCCCUUCAUGCAAUUACUUCCUCUUACGAACCGCGCGACCGCCCAUGCGGAUUUUGUCAAAGUUCGUCUCAACGGUGUGGACACGACUGGCUCUAGCCAGUUUGCUCUUUUGCCCGCUUCACAGCAGCAACACUCACCUGUCUCUGCUGAGGAGAAGAAGAAGAAAUACGAGGAGAUGAUCCUCAGUCGAUGGCCUUAUAUCGUCACAGGCUCUCUUGUUGGGUUUAUCUUGCUGGUCGGAUUCAUUAUCUGGCGGUGUUGCUGCAGGAAUCGGCGAGCGAAGAAGAAGGCCAGCGCUAAGGGCUUCUUUGAGCCUAAGAGCGAGACAUAUCUGCCGUUGCAAGUCCACGGACAGGGCUCUCCGCCAGCGACAUCAUCACCAUACCAGCACCACCAGCAAGAGUCGCAACAGAGCCUGAAUAGUCAGCAAGCUGCCUACAAUCACAACCCACAAUACUCCCAACAAAACUUUCACCAGCCCCCACCGAGUCAGUACUACCAGCAAGGGUAUCCACAGCAGGGAUAUCAGCAACAAGGGUACCAGCAGCAGCAGCAGGGCUAUGGGUAUGCCAGUUGA